AUGACCGCCACGCCUGUUUUCCGCGUUCUGAGCGUUCUUCUUCUCGUCCCCUUUCUUGCAACCUCUCCUCUUUCAAGCGCUCAUCUCCCAUCCCGAAUUCCUUCACCCUCGAGUUGUUUUGGGUUGGCUCUCAGCUUUCCCAUUUUGCGAUUCCCCUCUCAGCCUGGCCUCGAAGGGUCUGGUCUCCUGAUUUUAACUGUACAUAUCUUUUCGAUUUUUCCUUUUAUGAUGCGUCCGGAAGCGCUUGAAUCAGGCUGA
Messenger RNA from Penicillium oxalicum, 258 nucleotides. RefSeq lists its product as uncharacterized. The record is from RefSeq and is a predicted model, not a curated record. Lineage: Eukaryota; Fungi; Ascomycota; Eurotiomycetes; Eurotiales; Aspergillaceae. The transcript has a single exon. The coding region runs from base 1 to 258 and encodes 85 amino acids.